Hypomesus transpacificus is the source of this 3728-nucleotide messenger RNA. RefSeq names its product myocyte-specific enhancer factor 2D homolog. The coding region runs from base 528 to 2264 and encodes 578 amino acids. NCBI's taxonomy places the organism in Eukaryota, Metazoa, Chordata, Actinopteri, Osmeriformes, Osmeridae. Gene Ontology annotation, molecular function: protein dimerization activity; RNA polymerase II cis-regulatory region sequence-specific DNA binding; DNA-binding transcription factor activity, RNA polymerase II-specific. The transcript has 13 exons. The record is from RefSeq and is a predicted model, not a curated record. Gene Ontology annotation, biological process: cell differentiation; positive regulation of transcription by RNA polymerase II.
GUGGCAAUGACGUAGCUAGGCUGUGCUACACUGGUUAGGCUACACUGUAUCGUUUGGCAGAAUAGAAUAGUUAUAUCUUUACUAAACGGAAUGGAAUAAGGGAUUUAUGUAAAUAGUAACGACGCUUGUGAUUGUUGAACAUCUUAAAAUAUAGAGUUAAAUAACGCAAUUCUUCUGUUUCUUUACACUGUAAUCAUUCAGGGAGUGAAAGAUUCCUCACGGACAACAGUCAUUUGGAAGCGGCCACCUUUGCCUCCCCUAACCACACGAUGAAUUAAUACCAGUCCUGCCAUCUGCAUCCCUGCAACGCUGAAAGGGAGAAAGUAACCCCUCUGCCCUUUCACAGUAGACCCCGGGCAGAGGAGUACUUGACUUUGCAAGUGUUUUUUGACGCUGGUGUGCGUGUGUUCAUGAGUGUGUUUGGGGCCCAGAAAAAGCGAGUAGGCUACACUCCACCUCUCUACUGCUGAGGAGAAGGCACUACCCUGUUGUAUUGGACCCGCUGUCCACCGCCACCACCAGCCAUUAUGGGGAGGAAAAAGAUUCAGAUCCAGAGGAUCACAGAUGAGAGGAACAAACAGGUGACGUUUACGAAGAGAAAGUUUGGUCUCAUGAAGAAGGCCUAUGAGCUGAGUGUGCUGUGUGACUGUGAGAUCGCCCUCAUCAUCUUCAACCACUCCAACAAGCUGUUCCAGUAUGCCAGCACCGACAUGGACAAAGUCUUGCUCAAAUACACAGAGUACAACGAGCCCCAUGAGAGCAGAACCAAUGCAGACAUCAUUGAGACAUUGCGAAAGAAAGGCUUCAAUGGUUGUGACAGCCCUGAGCCUGAUGGAGAGGACUCCACUGACCAAAGCCCCUUGAAUGAUGACAAAUACCGCAAAAACACAGAAGAUCUGGACAUCCUGUUCAAACGCUAUGGUCAGACAUCUGCCCAGCCCCCUACAUUUUCCAUGCCAGUCACAGUUCAGGCCACCAAUCAGAACACCGUGCAGUUCAGUAACCCCGGUAAUGCCCUGGUAACCACCUCUUACGUCACAUCCUCAUCUCUCUCCGAUCCCCACCUCUUGUCACCACAGCAACCAACUCUGCAGAGAAACACGGUGUCUCCUGGGUUGCCACAGCGACCGGCAAGUGCAGGAGCACUUCUCGGAGGCGACAACUCAAAUGGAGGAUGUCCAAGUCCAGUCCCUAAUGGAUACAUUAGUGCCAGGGCAUCUCCAGGCCUCCUAUCUGUUUCCAACGGCAACAGCCUGGGGAAAGUAGGUCCAGCCAAGUCUCCGCCCCCGCCGCCUAGCCCCCAGAUGGUCAACAGCCGCAAGCCAGACCUCCGGGUCAUCACCUCGCAGAGUGGAAAGAGUCUAAUGCAGAUGCAGAUGACAGAGGAUGAGCUGGAGUUGGUGAAUGAGAAUGCUCAGAGGCUGGCUGGUGCCCAAGUUGCACAAGCGCUCACCACGCCGGUGGUCUCCGUGGCAACACCCAGUCUGCUGGCACAGGGGCUGCCCUUCUCUGCCAUGCCGACAGCUUACAACACAGACUACCAAUUGACAAGCGCUGAUAUCACCGCUCUCCAUGCUCUUGCGUCACCUAGCGGCUUGCUACCAGGCAAUGUGUCCACAUGGCAACAACAACAGCAUCAGCAGUCUGUAUCGCAGCAACAACAGCAACUCAGUCUGGCUUCACUUAGCAACUUAGUCAUGUGGGGUAUGGACAAACAGAGCGGCGAGCUGUCUAGCCAGAUCUCCAGUCUAGCAGCCAAUUUGAGCGUGUCCUCGCCGUCCAACCUGCUCUUGGGUAGAGAUGAGUGGUUGGGACGGCCCGUGACCCAUAUACCUCAGAGCACCAUGCUAACUGUCAACACCAACUCCAAUGUGAGCAUCAAGUCUGAGCCUGUGUCACCUGGCAGAGAUCGUAACACCCAGUGUUCUGUUCCCUCCUCCACCUCUUCUUCGUCCGGAGGCGGGGUCUUGACGGCGACUGCCCCACCCCAGUACCCAGGCUCCCUGCUGUGCCUGGAGCCCCCUACUGGCCGCUCUCCCGCAGACAGCAUCAGCAGCAACGCCAGCUCUUACGAGGGGAGUGACCGUGAUGACCCGGCGGCAGGUGGCGGCAUCUCCACACAUGCCACGGGUAACGCAGGCCCAUCGGGUGGAGCCCUCCCCCCUGAGUUUAGCCCCUCAGCUGAGCUCCACAGGGCGCAGAGCGAGGCAGAGCAGGAGGGAGCAAAUGUCAAACGCAUAAGACUUGACACGUGGGUCACAUAAAAGCAGCAAUGCCAAACCGUCCUCAUCCCUGAAAGCACCAUUAACACUGACACCACACGUAUAAAUACAUAUAGACACGGACACUUCUCACACCCUCCCACUUAUCCCACCUCAUUGACACUGCCAUUUGUUCACUUCCACACAAGGUCUAGCCCCUCUCGGCCUCCAUCUAAACCUAUAAAUCCACCUACCCGGUCAGUCCCACAGGACUCAGAAGCUGAGCCAGAUAUGUGUGGGUUUUUUUUCGAACAAGGUAUCUCAUUGAAUAUGAAGAGGACACAAUCGGAAUGCCGUCUUUUAAAUGGUUGUUUAAUUUGAUGGUGUGGACAGGUGUAUUAAGAGUGCAUAUUAUCUCCCAAGGUUGAUUGCUCAUCGAUGUUAAGACCAGAUGAAAGUCUUCGCUUGUAGACCGCACAGUCAACAACUUUAUGUAUUAAAUUUGAGCUGCAUCUGCUGAUUGACAGUAUAAUCUGUGAUGAUCUGUGUUAAUCUGUGCUCGGAGUGGACUGGGUUGUAGACUGAGCUUCUCACAGGACUAACUGCCACGUUCACUCAACAGUUCUGCUCUAAAAAAAUUUUUUCAAUCAGCACUGUCUGUGAAAAGGCAGCUUUUGGGGUGACAGCAAGCAUGACUCGGCUCAGUUGAAAAGAGACCCAGGCGGGCUGCGAGGAUUUUGCGGUUAGGGCAGACAAACUGCGUGCACCAACAUCAACAUUCAAGCCCAGCCAAAGACUCAGGUAGCACUCCGUCGUCAACUAGCACUCUCAUCAAGGCCUAGAACAAGUAGAGACUCAUUGCCAGAGUGCCGACAUCAACCUCCUCUUGUACUAAAAUGCCAAAUGCCUCAUCACAUGCAAAAGGAGCAUUGUAGAAACAGAAUAUGCUCAAAAACGUGACAAAUUGACUUAUGCCAGGCUUUGAAUUGGCUUUCGGUGACGAUGCCUGAAGUCAUGUUUUUUUUUAUUUUUUUUUAAGGAAUUUGCCCCCAAUGAUAAUUGAAAUCAGAAAACGCAUAAUGGUUUUUACUCUUAGACAGUUGUUUAUGACAUAGGUUUCUCUGGUUAGGGAAGUGUUUGGUCUUUUAAGUGAUGCAUUAUAGAUUUGAAGGUUGAGACUGUUGAUGAUUGUUCAUAAGUAACAAUUCAAUUUUUUUUAUGAAACACCUAUCGUACAAAAGCUUUGAUGUUCUCUUAGCUCUGUUUAACACUUGGAUAUGUUUCAGAAGAGCCUCUACAGCAGAAUACAAGAACACACAGUAUUCUAGACAUUCUAUAUUUUCUACCGCCUCAGUCGGCAGCAAAGCAAUUGGUGAGGACGAUAAGUGUACAUAUGAAUAUAUUUGCAUAAACUUUGGUAGGUAUCCCUAAAACAAGCAAUGUGUUCAUUCUCAGUGGAUCUGUUUGCAUAUGAGUGUAAUUUGAUAUGUUCAAGCUACAAUGCAGGAGCCCUGCAGCACUAGGUGG